GAAACCCGGCACGCGGGGGCGGGACCGCGCGGGCCGGAGGCAGGAGGCGGGGCUCUCCCCGGCCGCCGCCGCUGCUGCCGCCGCCGCCGCCGCCGCCGUCCCCGCCGCCGCGCAUUGUGCAGCAGGCGGGCCCCCGCGCGGCAAGGGCCCUGGACCGGCGCGGCUCCCGGGUAUGGUGAGCAAGGCGCUGUUGCGCCUCGUGUCUGCCGUCAACCGCAGGAGGAUGAAGCUGCUGUUGGGCAUCGCGCUGCUCGCCUACGUAGCCUCUGUUUGGGGCAACUUCGUUAACAUGAGGUCUAUGCAGGAAAACGGUGAACUCAAAAUCGAGAGCAAGAUUGAAGAGAUUGUGGAACCACUAAGAGAGAAAAUCAGAGAUUUGGAGAAAAGCUUCACCCAGAAAUACCCGCCAGUAAAAUUUUUAUCCGAAAAGGACCGUAAAAGAAUUUUGAUAACCGGAGGAGCAGGGUUCGUGGGCUCCCACCUCACGGACAAGCUCAUGAUGGAUGGCCAUGAGGUGACUGUGGUGGACAACUUCUUCACUGGCAGGAAGAGGAAUGUGGAGCACUGGAUCGGCCACGAGAACUUCGAGCUGAUUAACCACGAUGUGGUGGAGCCACUCUACAUCGAAGUUGACCAGAUAUACCACCUGGCCUCUCCGGCCUCCCCUCCAAACUACAUGUAUAACCCCAUCAAGACGCUGAAGACCAAUACAAUCGGGACGUUAAACAUGCUAGGGCUGGCAAAACGAGUCGGUGCUCGCCUGCUCCUGGCCUCCACCUCGGAGGUGUAUGGAGAUCCUGAAGUCCACCCUCAGAGUGAAGAUUACUGGGGCCACGUGAAUCCAAUAGGACCCCGAGCCUGCUACGAUGAAGGGAAGCGCGUUGCCGAGACCAUGUGCUAUGCCUACAUGAAGCAGGAAGGCGUGGAAGUGCGGGUGGCCAGGAUCUUCAACACCUUUGGGCCACGCAUGCACAUGAACGACGGCCGGGUCGUCAGCAACUUCAUCCUGCAGGCGCUACAGGGCGAGCCGCUCACGGUGUACGGAUCCGGGUCGCAGACAAGAGCGUUCCAGUACGUCAGCGAUCUGGUGAAUGGCCUCGUGGCUCUCAUGAACAGCAACGUCAGCAGCCCCGUCAACCUGGGGAACCCAGAAGAACACACAAUCCUAGAAUUUGCUCAGUUAAUUAAAAACCUUGUUGGAAGUGGAAGUGAGAUUCAGUUUCUCUCCGAAGCCCAGGAUGACCCACAGAAAAGAAAACCUGACAUCAGAAAAGCGAAGAUGAUGCUGGCAUGGGAGCCCGUGGUCCCGCUGGAGGAAGGUUUAAACAAAGCUAUCCACUACUUCCGCAAAGAACUUGAGUACCAGGCAAAUAAUCAAUACAUCCCCAAACCAAAGCCCGCAAGGAUAAAAAAAGGACGGACACGCCAUAACUGAAAACCUCACUUCUCGGGACGGGAGACUCCCUGUUUCACACUUGAUGGGAUGUAUUUUUUUUCUUUUCUUCUUCUUCUUCUUUUUUUUUUUUUUUAAAGGAAAGACUUAAAACAGGUGUCAUGAAGAACAAACUGGAAUUUCAUUCUGAAGCUUGCUUUAAAGAAAUGGAUGUGCCUAAAAACUCCCCUCCAAAAACUGCAAAUUUUGCCUUGCACUUUUUAAAAUCUGUCUUUUUAUGUAAAAUAGCGUAGAUGCAUCUUUGCGUAUUUUCACGUUUUUUAUCUUGCUACGAGAGCAUAUGUUGUGACUGUCGUUGACAGUUUUAUUUACUGGUUUCUUUGUGAAGCUGAAAAGGAACAUUAAAUGGGGUGAAAAUGCCAAUUUUAUUUAUAAAAGUGGGUACUUAUAAAUGAGACGUUGUACUAUGCAUAAAGGAAAAAAAAAAAAAGCAAACUUAAGCAGUGUUGUCAGUUGGGUGGCACACCGGCAUUUAUUCCUCAGGCAGAUAAAAGAAUUCUGUUUGAGGGCUUUAUGUUUCUUUUAAUUCAGAAUUUUUCCAAGGUCUCGUUUUUAGUUGCAAACUGGACUUUGAAAUACUUCUGUUGGUUAUCACGAUCAAGGAUAUUCGAAAUCACUACUGUGUUGUGCUGCAUAUUUGGGGUGGGGGUGGGGGGACAAAGUUAACGUAUUCUUGGUUAACGGUGGUUAAAUAUAUGCUAUUUUAAUAAAAUAUUGAAACCCA
Leopardus geoffroyi (Geoffroy's cat) is the source of this 2177-nucleotide messenger RNA. RefSeq names its product UDP-glucuronate decarboxylase 1 (gene UXS1). The transcript has 15 exons. Gene Ontology annotation, biological process: D-xylose metabolic process. Gene Ontology annotation, molecular function: UDP-glucuronate decarboxylase activity; NAD+ binding. The coding region runs from base 173 to 1435 and encodes 420 amino acids. The record is from RefSeq and is a predicted model, not a curated record. NCBI's taxonomy places the organism in Eukaryota, Metazoa, Chordata, Mammalia, Carnivora, Felidae. Gene Ontology annotation, cellular component: cytoplasm.